Messenger RNA from Aspergillus puulaauensis, 633 nucleotides. RefSeq names its product putative lipoxygenase. Gene Ontology annotation, molecular function: metal ion binding; oxidoreductase activity, acting on single donors with incorporation of molecular oxygen, incorporation of two atoms of oxygen. Bases 1 to 633 code for a protein of 210 amino acids. Gene Ontology annotation, biological process: lipid oxidation. NCBI's taxonomy places the organism in Eukaryota, Fungi, Ascomycota, Eurotiomycetes, Eurotiales, Aspergillaceae. The record is from RefSeq and is a predicted model, not a curated record. The transcript has 2 exons.
AUGGAGGCAACGGACUUCGAUUCUUCGCUUCCCCCUCCUAAUCGGACCCCAGAGGAACAGCGAAGGCGCUUCUUGUUCACGGACGGCACAGAUGGUUUCCCGCCCCAUCUGAAUCUUGUGGAUGAAGACGAUGGCGGUGGAGAAAGAUCCAGCACCGAGGCCGACAACAAAGUCAAGGCAGACACGCAGAUUCAGGACUGGGUCAAAGAGCUGAAAAGUAAAAAAGGUGCCCAGCUGAACUACCUGACAAUCCAGACAUUCGAUGAACUGGUUGACUGUGUGACCAUGUGUAUCCAUAUCACGUCACCUCAGCAUACCGCUGUCAACUAUCUACAAAACUACUACCUGACCUUUGUGGUCAACAAGCCACCGUGUCUUUUCGAAAAGCCUCCAGAAACUCUGACGAAACUGCUGAAAUAUAACGAGGAAGACCUGGUCAAGGCGUUGCCCAUGAACCAACCUGCCGAAUGGCUUCUCGCUUCCCAUAUCCCAUACCUGCUCAACAAGGAUCCGGACAAUGACGAAACCCUGUUCCACUACGCUCAAUCCACAGCUGCCUUAUAUGCCACGAAAACAGCGGAAGCAGACAAACCAAUUGCAAAAGCUGCAACUGACUUCCUUCAUUAUCUGUAA